Molecule: messenger RNA, 1805 nt
Organism: Danio rerio (zebrafish)
Lineage: Eukaryota; Metazoa; Chordata; Actinopteri; Cypriniformes; Danionidae
Gene: aldoca
Product: aldolase, fructose-bisphosphate C, a
Biological process (GO): glycolytic process
Molecular function (GO): fructose-bisphosphate aldolase activity; protein kinase activity; protein serine/threonine kinase activity
Source: RefSeq, marked validated
AAGAAUCAGUCACAUCUCAGCUCGUCUGCUGGAAAAAAGUCUUCCGUCUGAGUCCUUCAGUCUUGGUUGUGUCAGAGUCCAGGAUGACCCAUCAGUUUCCUCCACUCACCACGGAGCAAAAGAAGGAGCUUCAUGAGAUAGCCCUGCACAUCGUGUCUCCAGGGAAAGGCAUCCUGGCUGCAGACGAGUCUAUAGGCAGCAUGGGGAAGCGCCUGAACCAGAUCGGGGUGGAGAACAAUGAAGAAAAUCGCCGUCUAUUCCGUCAGGUGCUCUUCACCGCUGAUGACCGUAUUGAUAACUGCAUCGGCGGAGUCAUCUUCUUCCAUGAAACACUCUAUCAGAACUCGGAUGAUGGUGUCCCGUUUGUCAAGAUGAUCAAGGAUAAGGGUAUUACUAUUGGGAUCAAGGUUGACAAAGGUGUAGUGCCCUUGCCAGGGACUAAUGGAGAGACCACUACACAAGGUCUGGACGGGCUCUCAGAACGCUGUGCUCAGUAUAAAAAGGAUGGAGCUGACUUUGCCAAGUGGCGCUGUGUGAUGAAAAUCAGCGAGACUACCCCGUCAAACCUGUGCAUUACAGAAAACGCUAAAGUCCUUGCUCGCUAUGCUAGUAUUUGUCAGCAGCAUGGGAUCGUCCCCAUCGUGGAACCUGAGAUCUUACCUGAUGGAGACCAUAAUUUGAAGCGCUGCCAGUUUGUCACAGAGAGGGUUCUCGCAGCGGUCUACAAAGCCAUGUUUGAUCAUCACGUGUAUCUGGAAGGCACACUGCUCAAGCCCAACAUGGUGACCCCCGGACAUGGCUGUCCUACCAAAUACAGUGCUGAGGAGGUUGCCAUGGCAACAGUCACUGCUCUGCGGCGCACCGUCCCACCCGCUGUCACAGGGGUGACCUUUCUCUCGGGAGGUCAAAGUGAGGAGGAGGCCUCUAUUAACCUGAGCGCUAUCAAUAACUGCCGACUGGUGAAGCCCUGGGCUCUUACCUUCUCAUUCGGCCGAGCUCUUCAGGCCUCGGCUCUGAAGACCUGGCGUGGACAGAGAGAGAAUGAGGCCGCCGCAACUGAGGAGUUCAUCAAACGAGCAGAGAUCAACAGUCUGGCAUCUCAAGGGAAGUACACGGUUUGUGGUGACAGCAGUGGAGCUACUGGUCUUUCCCAUUAUCUUUCCAGCUACGCAUAUUGAAUUUGCCCCUGAUUUCCAUACUCCAACAUUAGCUGAAACAUAGCGGAUGUCACUGCCACUUGCAUAUAAAACUCAUAAAGCAUCUAAAUGUUGAUAUGAUACAGCACAUGAUGGUGUUCUCUAGGUGGUGGCGUCCUUUGCUUGUCUUAAAAACAUUGUAAAGCAUAAAUGUCUGUUGCUAAUUAUACUGACAAGAUUAUUAAUAAAUGUACAGUUUGCUGUGUAAUAUCAAUCCUUACUACUUACUGUACUUAACCCUUUAACUGUCACCCCACAUUCAUGCUUGAAAAUUAUAGAUGAUAUAUGCAUGUUACAUAUAUAGUUAGUCAAGAUAAUUUCAGAUUUAGACAUACAUUUUUUUAUUACAUGUUCUGAAAAAUGUCCAACAUGUGGGGUAAGGGGUUUCUUGAGUCUUAAGGAUUUGUGCUAUACGCUUCUGCAAUCAAACUUCAUCAUCUAAAGCUUUAAUAAAGCCUGUGCUUCGGUGACGAAUAACAGCUUGGAUUACAAGUUUAUCACAGUAUCUGGUAUGGUAUUUCUGUAUGUUAGGCUUCAUUAUGGACAACAGUGAAACUAUUGACAGUCUGAAUACAAACUGAAAGUGCUGCAAUAAAAUUGUGAAGAUGU